AAGUCAUAACAUUAAAAAUGUGGUGCUUCGACCCAGUGGAACAAAACAAAGCCGCCUAAUGUUAACUCUACAAGAUAACAGUUUCUUGUCUAUUGACAAAGUACCAAGUAAGGAUGCAGAGGAAAUGAGGUUGUUUCUAGAUGCAGUCCAUCAAAACAGACUUCAUGCAGCCAUGAAACCUUCUCAGGGGUCUGGUAGUUUUGGAGCCAUUCUGGGCAGUAGGACCUCACAGAAGGAAACCAAUAGGCAGCUUUCUUAUUCAGACAAUCAGGCCUCUUCAAAAAGAGGAAGUUUAGAAACUAAAGAUGAUAUGCCAUUGCGAAAAGUUCUUGGUAAUCCAGGUAGAGGAUCGAUUAAAACUGUAGCAGGAAGUGGAAUAGCUGUUACCCGGACGGUUCCUUCUUUGACAGCUACAUCAACACCUCUCAGAUCAGGAUUACUAGAAAAUCGGACUGAAAAGAGGAAAAGAAUGCUAUCUGGCUCAGAGUUGAGUGAGGAUUAUCCUAAGGAAAAUGAUUCAUCAUCGAACAACAAAGCUGUGACAGAUCCCUCAAGAAAGUAUUUAACCAGCAGCAGAGAAAAGCAGCUGAGUUUGAAACAGUCAGAAGAAAAUCGGACAUCAGGGCUUUUACCUUUGCAGUCAUCAUCCUUUUAUGGUAGCAGAGCUGGAUCCAAGGACUACUCUUCUGGUGUCACUAACCUAGACAGGACUAAUGUUUCAAGCCAGACUCCCUCUGCCAAAAGAAGUUUGGGAUUUCUUCCUCAGCCAGCUCCUCUUUCUAUUAAAAAACUGAGGUGUAACCAGGAUUACACUGGCUGGAACAAACCAAGAACGCCCCUUUCCUCUCACCAACAGCAACAACUGCAGGGCUUCUCCAAUUUGGGAAAUACCUGCUAUAUGAAUGCUAUUUUACAAUCUCUAUUUUCACUCCAAUCAUUUGCAAAUGACUUGCUUAAGCAAGGUAUCCCAUGGAAGAAAAUUCCACUCAAUGCACUUAUCAGACGCUUUGCACACUUGCUUGUUAAAAAAGAUAUCUGUAAUUCAGAGACCAAAAAAGAUUUACUCAAGAAAGUUAAAAAUGCCAUUUCAGCUACAGCAGAGAGAUUUUCUGGUUAUAUGCAGAAUGAUGCUCAUGAAUUUUUAAGUCAGUGCUUAGACCAGCUGAAAGAAGAUAUGGAAAAAUUAAAUAAAACUUGGAAGUCCGAACCUUUUCCUGGAGAAGAAAAUUCACCAGAUAUUUCUGCUACCAGAGUAUAUACUUGCCCUGUUAUUACUAAUUUGGAGUUUGAGGUUCAGCAUUCCAUCAUUUGUAAAGCAUGUGGAGAGAUUAUUCCCAAAAGAGAACAGUUUAAUGACCUCUCUAUCGACCUUCCUCGUAGGAAAAAACCACUACCUCCUCGUUCAAUUCAAGAUUCUCUUGAUCUUUUCUUUAGGGCAGAAGAACUUGAGUAUUCUUGUGAGAAGUGUGGUGGGAAAUGUGCUCUUGUCAGGCACAAAUUUAACAGGCUUCCCAGGGUCCUCAUUCUUCAUUUGAAACGAUAUAGCUUUAAUGUGGCUCUCUCACUUAACAACAAGAUUGGGCAGCAAGUCAUCAUUCCAAGAUACCUGACCCUGUCAUCUCAUUGCACUGAAAAUACAAAACCACCUUUUACCCUCGGUUGGAGUGCACAUACGGCAAUUUCUAGACCAUUGAAAGCCUCUCAAAUGGUGAAUUCCUGCAUCACCAGUCCUUCUACACCUUCAAAGAAAUUUACCUUCAAAUCUAAGGGCUCCUUGGCUUUAUGCCUUGAUUCAGACAGUGAGGAUGAGCUGAAACGCUCUGUGGCCCUCAGCCACAGACUUUGUGACGUGUCAGGCAAUGAACAGCAGCAGGAAGUCCUGGAAAAAGGUUCAAAAUUAUGCCAAAUAGAGCCUGAUAAGUCUGAAUUGGAAAACUCAGGAUUUGACAGAAUUAGUGAAGAAGAGCUUCUAGCAGCCGUCUUAGAGAUAAGUAAGACAGAAACUUCACCAUCUCUGAGUCAUGAAGAUGAUGAAAAACCAACCAGCAGCCCAGACACCGGAUUUGCAGAAGAUGAUGUUCAAGAAAUGCCUGAAAAUCCAGACACUAUGGAAUCUGAGAAGCCCAAAACAAUCACAGAGCCAGAUCCUGCCAGUUUUACUGAGAUAACUAAAGACUGUGAUGAGAAUAAAGAAAACAAAACUCCAGAAGUUUCUCAGGGAGAAGUUGAUUGGCUCCAGCAGUAUGAUAUGGACCGUGAAAGGGAAGAACAAGAGCUUCAGCAGGCAUUGGCUCAGAGCCUUCAAGAGCAGGAGGCUUGGGAACAGAAAGAAGAUGAUGAUCUUAAAAGAGCUACAGAGUUAAGUCUUCAAGAAUUUAACAGCUCUUUUCUGGAUGCACUGGGUUCUGAUGAGGACUCUGGAAAUGAGGAUGUUUUCGAUAUGGAAUACACAGAAGCUGAGGCCGAGGAGCUAAAAAGAAAUGCUGAGACAGGAAAUCUUCCUCAUUCCUAUCGGCUCAUCAGUGUUGUCAGUCACAUUGGUAGCACUUCUUCUUCAGGUCAUUACAUUAGUGAUGUGUAUGACAUUAAGAAGCAGGCAUGGUUUACUUAUAAUGACCUGGAGGUAUCUAAAAUCCAAGAGUCUGCCGUGCAGAGUGAUCGGGAUCGGAGUGGUUACAUCUUCUUUUAUAUGCACAAAGAGAUCUUUGAUGAGCUGCUGGAAACAGAAAAGAACUCUCAGGCACUUAGCAUCGAAGCAGGGAAGACUACCCGUCAGGCCUCAUGAGGAACAAACUCCUGGGAUGGCAAUUGUGCACUGCGUAUUCUCCUUACUGCCGCCCACACCUUUCCUCUGCCCAAGGAGAAUUUGGAAUUCUACUUGAUGCGGGAGCAACAAACAGCUCAGGGCCAAACCAAAAGACUAAAAUUGGAGUUAUACAGAAUGCUCCAUGCUAUUUUAUGGAAACCUUGGUCUCACAUCUGUAGCUGAUUAUCCUCUUUUUCUCCUACAAGAGUGGC
Molecule: messenger RNA, 3018 nt
Organism: Propithecus coquereli (Coquerel's sifaka)
Lineage: Eukaryota; Metazoa; Chordata; Mammalia; Primates; Indriidae
Gene: USP37
Product: ubiquitin specific peptidase 37
Exons: 22
Coding region: 59-2785 (908 amino acids)
Biological process (GO): protein deubiquitination
Molecular function (GO): cysteine-type deubiquitinase activity
Source: RefSeq, a predicted model, not a curated record